AUCGUGACCCCGUGAGCAGCGCGUCACACGCAUUUCCGGGAAAUGAGAAUGUUUUAGCCUGCGGCUGCCGACGUCCUGUUCUGCUUUCCUGCCGCUGCCCAUCAACAUGAGCGCCGCGCAGAAGACGCGCGACGUCCCCGCUCAGCCUGCUUGUUGUUCACCCAACUCUCUCCCCUGACUCCUCCAGCCGAGAUGUACGAGGAGAAGGCCGCCGCGCCGCCGGAGGAGCGCGGCUUCCGGGAGGAGUGGUCGCUGUUUGUGUGGACCUCCCUGGCGGUGGCGGUGCCGGUGAUCGUCACUCUCUGGUGCAGCGUGCGGCGCUCCAAGCGGAGGAGCCACAUGACGGAGUUCUUCCGCCAGAGCCGCCACGGCUGGCACUGCACGGACCUGUUCAACAAGCCCACCUACUGCUGCGUGUGCUCCCAGCACAUCCUCCGCGGCGCCUUCUGCGACUGCUGCGGCGUGUGCGCCGACGAGCGCUGCCUGCGCCGGGCGGACCGGGAGCUUCAGUGCAAGGAGAUCAUGGCUCCUUCCCGGGAGGACGGCGGAGCGGAGCACCGCUGGGUGCGGGGCAACGUGCCGCUGGCCAGCUACUGUGCGGCGUGCAAGCAACAGUGUGGCACGCAGCCGAAGCUCUGCGACUUCAGAUGUGUGUGGUGUCAGACCACAGUACAUGACGAGUGCAUGGGCAGCCUAGCGGAUACGUUCGAGUGUAACAUGGGCGAGUUUCGCAACCUCAUCAUCCCUCCGCACUAUCUCUACCAAGUCAACAAGCUCCGGCGCGGACACCCUGAUGAGUACACAAAGCUGGCGUCCUCGUGUGACAGCACUUGGACUCCUGUAUUGGUCUUGGCCAACAGGCGCAGUGGAAACAACAUGGGGGAGGCUCUCCUGGGGGAAUUUCGCAUCCUCCUCAACCCUGUGCAGGUGUUUGACCUGUCACAGCUCGCACCCUCCAAGGCCCUGCAGCUGUGCACCCUUUUGCCCCCUGGGUGUGUGAGGGUGCUGGUGUGUGGAGGGGACGGCACUGUGGGAUGGGUGCUGGAUUCCAUUGACACAAUGAGACUGAAGGGUCAAGACCAAUUUAUCCCAAGGGUGACUAUCCUCCCACUGGGUACAGGAAAUGACCUCUCCAAUACUUUGGGCUGGGGGUCGGGGUAUGCUGGAGAGAUCCCUGUGGAACAGGUUCUUCGCAACAUCUUGGAUGCAGAGGUGGUGAAAAUGGACAGAUGGAAAGUGCAGGUCUCUUCCAAAGGCCUCUCUAUUCGCAAACCAAAGGUUUUGGCCAUGAACAACUACUUCUCUGUGGGUCCUGACGCUCUGAUGGCGCUGAAUUUCCACACACAUCGUGAGAAAACACCCUCCUUCUUCUCCAGUCGUAUCAUCAACAAGGUGGUGUAUUUCCUGUACGGCACCAAGGACUGUUUAGUGCAGGAAUGCAAAGACCUGGAUAAGAGGAUUCAGCUGGAGCUUGAUGGCGAGAGGGUGGAGCUGCCCAGCCUGGAGGGCAUCAUUGUUUGUAACAUUGGCUACUGGGGGGGUGGCUGCAGACUCUGGGAGGGAGUGGGAGAUGAACCCUGCCCUCCCACGCGGUUGGACGACGGUCUGCUGGAGGUGGUGGGAGUGUUUGGUUCCUUCCACUGUGCUCAGAUCCAAGUCAAGAUGGCGAACCCAGUACGACUGGGACAGGCUCACACAGUCAGGCUGGUUCUGAAGAGCUCCACCAUGCCCAUGCAGGUGGACGGGGAGCCGUGGGCGCAGGGCCCGUGCACCGUCACCAUCACCCACAAGACGCAGUGCCUCAUGUUGUACCACAGCGCCGAGCAGACCGACGACGACGACGACGACUCCAGCGCCUCGGAGCCCGAGAGCCCCGCCCCUAACGACUCACCCGUGCCGCCGUGCGUGAGUCAUCCCUGAUUGUUUCAUUAUCAUCUCACCUGUUGCUAUGGUAACCACUACAAUACACAUCCACGUCACCAGAAGAAUGUCAGCUAAGCGCUGAGGCGAAGCAAUUUAGGACCAAUUCAGACCAAAAGCACUUCAAUGGACGGAAAACUUGUGACCUUAUGUCAUCAGUUAGCCUCUCAAGUUGAACUUGGAGGUGAGAAGACAGUGCUUCAUAUUGUUGACGACACAUUUUAAUACAAUUCAACUGCCAUUUUAUGUGCGCACAUACUGCCAACGCCUGACAAAAACGAGUCUUGCCAAAAUAAGACUGCUUGCACGCAUUACCAUGUGACAGUAUUUAGUCAUGAGACACUGUAUCAAGCAGACUAACUUAACUCCAUCUUGUGUGCAGGAAACCACCAAGUAAAGUUGCUUAACUUGGUUUUUUUUUUUUUGCACACCAAAAAAAAUCAGGAUGUUUAGUUUUUGGCUGACAUUUCAGAAUGAAGCGAAAAUAACCUUUCAACUUCAUUUGACCUUCAAUAAACUUUUGAAUGUUUUACACAUUUUUACACAACUUGCUGUCAAAUGAACUUCACCUAUGAAGGUCAAAGGGGAUCUCUGAUGAUUCUAAUCUACAUGUAAAACACUUCCUUCAGGUCUAGAUAAUACAGUCGUGGUCAAAAGUUGACAUACACUUGUAAAGAACAUAAUGUCAUGGCUUUCUUGAGUUUCCAAUCAUUUCUACAACUCUUAUUUUUUUUGUGAUAGAGUGAUUGGAGCACAUACCGUAUUUUCCGCACCAUAAGGCGCCCUGGGUUAUAAGCCGCGCCUUCAAUGAACGGCAUAUUUCAAAACUUUGUCCACCUAUAAGCCGCCCCGUGUUGUAAGCCGCAUCUAACUGCGCUAAAGGAAUGUAAAAAAAAACAGUCAAAUAGGUCAGUCAAACUUUAAUAAUAUAUUAAAACCAGCGUGAUGUGGGCGCGCAUGGAGUCGUAUAUCAACAUGGACGAAGCUGCGUGAAAAAAGCCACCCGGCCUCUUCGCGUAAACUUAAACUUACUUUAACCACUCGCUCAUCUUUUCUUCAUCCAUCCCUUCGAGUUAGCUUUUAUGAUGACGCCGGCUGGAAAGGUCUCUUUUGGCAAGGUCUUCCUUUUGAAUAUCACCAUGGGUGGAAGUUUCUGGCCAUUAGCAUGGCAAGCUAGAACCACAGUGAAGGAUGACUUCUCAUUCCCUGUGGUGCGAAUAUUCACCGUACGUGCUCCCGUUGUAUCCACAGUGCGGUUCACAGGAAUAUCAGUUGCUGUGAAAUAGUAAUCCGUGUGCGGAUGGAGAGAUUGCGUCUUUUCAUGAACCGGAUCCCUGUCGCUUAGUAGGAGCCAUUUUGUGGUCUUUACAGAUGUAAACACACAAAGGAAAUGAAACGUACGGUAAUAUCCGCACGCUUUUUCUUCUUCUACGCGGGCGGGUGGUUGCUUACAGUAGAAGAAGAAGCGCUUCCUGUU
This is a messenger RNA of Nerophis lumbriciformis (worm pipefish), 3397 nucleotides long. It is a transcript of the gene dgke, whose product is annotated as diacylglycerol kinase, epsilon. Lineage: Eukaryota; Metazoa; Chordata; Actinopteri; Syngnathiformes; Syngnathidae. Gene Ontology annotation, molecular function: ATP-dependent diacylglycerol kinase activity. Gene Ontology annotation, cellular component: membrane. Gene Ontology annotation, biological process: phospholipase C-activating G protein-coupled receptor signaling pathway. The record is from RefSeq and is a predicted model, not a curated record.